This is a messenger RNA of Prosopis cineraria, 2812 nucleotides long. Its product is annotated as linoleate 9S-lipoxygenase-like. Gene Ontology annotation, biological process: lipid oxidation. The coding region runs from base 107 to 2605 and encodes 832 amino acids. The record is from RefSeq and is a predicted model, not a curated record. Lineage: Eukaryota; Viridiplantae; Streptophyta; Magnoliopsida; Fabales; Fabaceae. The transcript has 9 exons. Gene Ontology annotation, molecular function: oxidoreductase activity, acting on single donors with incorporation of molecular oxygen, incorporation of two atoms of oxygen; metal ion binding; protein binding.
CUUCUUCCCCGUAAAAAAGCUUUAUUCUGUGAGGCCUAUAUAUAUAGUGUAUAUAUAGUUUCCACUCUCUCUCUCUCUCUCUCUCUCUCUCUCUCUAUAUAUAUAUAUGGCGGGUGAAGAAAAGUACUUCACGAUCAAAGGGACCUUGGUCAUCAUCAACCUUAACGUCACUGCAGAUUCUCAGUCCUUCACUAUUGAGUUGAUCAGUAGUGGUUCCAACCCAAUACUUUCUGAGAGUGGAAUGUUGAAAGUAGAAAAUUCUGCAUCUUCUGAAGGUAUUAAACAAGAAGAUGGAGCUUCAACUUAUAUUGUUUAUUUCAAUUGGAGACACGAGAUGGGAAUUCCAGGAGCCUUUAUUAUGAGGAACCUUCACCCCACUGAUCAGUUCUUCCUUGUGAGUUUCACCAUUGAAAUCCCAAAUCAUUCUGCUCCAAUAGACUUUGUUUGCAGAUCUUGGGUUUACCCUGAUACCAAAUAUAAAAGCCCUCGCAUUUUCUUCGUCAACAAGCCAUUUCUGCCAAGUGAGACACCAGAGGGAUUGCUCCCUUAUAGAAAACAGGAGCUGGAAGCAAUAAGAGGAGACGGAACUGGAGAAAGAAAGGAAUGGGAUAGAAUAUAUGAUUAUGCUACGUACAAUGAUUUGGGUAAUAUUGAUAAAAGUGAGGAUCUUGCUCGUCCAGUUCUUGGAGGAUCCACUCAAUAUCCCUACCCUCGUAGGGUUAGAACUGGAAGGCCCCCAUCAAAUAAAGAUCCUAACAGUGAGAGCAGACUUGGUGACGAUCAAGCAUUUACGAUCUAUGUUCCAAGAGAUGAUCGAUUUGGAAACCAGAAGCUGUUUGAGUUUGUGCAAUAUUUUCCCAAAUCUUCAAUGAACCUUGUGAAGUCAUAUCUCUUAAAGGAAUUGGAAUCUAAGGAGAAAGAGUUUGGGAGCUUUAAGAGUGUUUUUGAAGUGCUCUAUGAAAAUGGCUUCACAUUUAAUGUGCCCAAACUGUUGCUUGACACUAUUGCUCAAAGACUCCCAAUUCCAGAGCCACCAGCUGAUGGCAACCUCUUAUUAAAAUUUCCAAUUCCUACUGUCAUUCAAGAUAAUUUAGAUGGGUGGAUGACUGAUGAAGAAUUUACACGAGAAAUGCUUGCGGGUGUGAAUCCAGGUUUAAUCCGCCUUCUCGAGGUGUUCCCCAUAGAAUGCACACUAGAUCGUAACAUUUAUGGUGAUCAUUCCAGUAUGAUAACACGUGAACACCUGGAGAAAAAUAUGCAAGGAUGCACAAUAGAAGAGGCACUUAAUUGCAAGAGAUUUUUCAUAUUGGAUCACUAUGAUGCAUUCAUGCCAUAUCUGAGGAAGAUAAAUGAGAGUUCCACCAGAAAGGCUUAUGCAAGCAGGACAGUCCUUUUCCUCCAAAACGAUGGCACUUUGAAGCCACUGGCUAUUGAGCUGAGUUUGCCUCACCCUGAUGGAGAUCAAUUUGGUGCUGUGAGUAAAGUGUACUUGCCUGAAUCCGAAGGUGUUGAGGCCGCCCUUUGGCAAUUGGCUAAAGCUUAUGUUGUUGUAAAUGACUCAGGCUAUCAUCAACUUGUUAGUCACUGGCUAAAUACUCAUGCUGUGAUGGAGCCAUUUGUUAUAGCUACACAUCGAUGUCUCAGUGCACUUCACCCAAUUCACAAACUUGUUCACCCUCAUUUCCAUGACACCUUGUUUAUCAAUGCACUUGCUCGCCAAAACUUAAUCUCUGCUGAUGGAACCAUAGAGACCGCAUUCUUGCCCGCAAAAUAUUCCAUGGAGAUGUCCUCCGUGGUCUACGAGAAUUGGAACUUUCUUGAGCAAGCAUUGCCUGCUGAUCUCAUCAAGAGAGGAAUGGCAACUGAGGAUAAAGAUUCACCUCAUGGGCUUUGCCUGGUGAUAAAGGACUACCCUUAUGCUGCUGAUGGACUAGACAUAUGGGAUGCUAUUAACAAAUGGGUUUGUGACUAUGUCUUCUUAUAUUAUAAUACAGAUCAUGCUAUAAAGCAUGACACUGAGCUUCAAGCUUGGUGGAAAGAGGUAGUCCAAGUGGGUCAUGCUGACUUAAAGGAUAAGCCAUGGUGGCCUAAGAUGGAGACACGUGAAGAGCUUAUUGAAUCUUGCACCAUUAUCAUAUGGAUAGCUUCAGCUCUUCAUGCAGCUGUGAACUUUGGACAAUUUCCUUAUGGAGGUUAUAUCCUAAAUCGACCAACUCUUAGCAGAAGAUUGAUACCUGAAAAGGGAACUGCAGAAUAUGAAGAGCUUAAGAAGAACCCAGAACAGAGUUUCUUGAAAACAAUCACACCAAAGUUUGAGACUCUUCUUGAUCUCUCAAUCAUAGAGAUUUUGUCUGGGCAUACUAGUGAUGAAGUCUAUUUGGGAACGACGAGUAAUCCUACUUGGACAUCUGACGAAAUGGCCUUGGAGUCUUUUAAUGCAUUUGGAAAGAAGCUGAAAGAGAUAGAGGAAACAAUUGAAAAGAGAAACAAAGAUCCUGAAUUGUUGAACCGGGUUGGGCCGGUGAACGUGCCAUACACUCUUCUUUAUCCUUCCAGUGAACCGGGGAUGACAGGCAAGGGAAUUCCCAACAGUAUCUCCAUAUGAUAUGAGAAAUUUGCUUGUGGGAUUUUCAAUUUCUGUGAGAAUUGUUGGAGCUAUUGUUAAAUUAUUAUCACGUUCUUGUUUGCAAAAAAAAUAAGAGGAGUCCUUUAUGCUAGGCUCCAGUAGUUAUUGUUUUUCUCAUGAUGAAUAAGACAAUCAGGUCGUUGGACUUGUGAACCAAAUAUUUCAAUUCCAAUAUCAAUUAGUUCA